AUGAAUUCUACAAUUCUUUUAUCAUCAUCAUCAUCUUAUACAGUAAAUAUGAUGAAUACGAUACAAAUGAUAUUUGUAGAAAUUUUUAUUAUACUUGUUUCUAUUGGUUUAUUUGCUAAUAUAAUCAAUUGUAUUAUCUUUUAUCAAGCAAGAUUCCGAGGAAAUGCUUGUGCAUUACUAUGUGCAUCAAUCAGUGUAAUUAAUAUUCUUAUACUUAUACAAGGUUUUAUUCACUCAAUGUUAACAAUUCUAUGGAAUUCUAAUCCAGACAAUUCUAGUUCAGGUUAUUGUAAAACGAGAUUAUAUAUAAGACACAGUCUUAUGAUGGGAAAUCGUACUUUAACAAUAUUUGCUUGUUUUACAUGUUUUGCAUUAUCAUCAAAACGUGUUCACCUUCGAUUAUUAGCCGGUCGAAUAUCUCUUAUAUAUUGCCUCAUUAUUAUUACAUGUUUUUUAUGGUUUUUAAUUUCCAUUCAUAUACCAUUCAAUCUAGAUAUUAUCAGUAAUCAAUGUAUAAUGAUUGGAAAUUAUCAAUUAAUAUUUUCAAUUUAUUUAAUACUAUUAGCAGGUAUUUUAUCACCUAUAUUAAUGAUUAACUUUAUAUAUUUAACAUUAUUGAAUUUAAAAGCAUUACAUCGACCAAAGGAGACACUACAUAAGAAUUUUGAUACAUCUCAUCGUAUAAAAAAACGUGAUUCACAACUUAUACGUAUGUUACUUUCACAUGUUAUUAUAUAUCUUAUAACAACAUUUCUUUUUCCAAUAAAUAUGUUUUAUCAAGCAGUAACACAAUAUAUAAAUAAAAGUUCAGAACGUUUAGUUAUUGAAAGUUUUAUCACAUUUAAUACAGAUUAUUUUAUUUUUUAUUUCAAUAAUAUUGCACCAUUUUUCACGUAUUAUUGUACAUCAUCAAGUUUUCGUACUGAACUCAAACGAAUACGUUUCAUGUGCAAAAAUCGUAAUCGUGUUACAUCAAAUAGUACUUUAACGUAA
This is a messenger RNA of Adineta steineri, 993 nucleotides long. The record is from the annotation of a GenBank genome assembly. Lineage: Eukaryota; Metazoa; Rotifera; Eurotatoria; Adinetida; Adinetidae.